This is a messenger RNA of Nicotiana attenuata, 1308 nucleotides long. RefSeq lists its product as uncharacterized. Gene Ontology annotation, biological process: DNA repair; DNA replication; DNA recombination. The transcript is spliced from 11 exons. NCBI's taxonomy places the organism in Eukaryota, Viridiplantae, Streptophyta, Magnoliopsida, Solanales, Solanaceae. Gene Ontology annotation, cellular component: nucleus. The record is from RefSeq and is a predicted model, not a curated record. The coding region runs from base 1 to 1308 and encodes 435 amino acids. Gene Ontology annotation, molecular function: DNA binding.
AUGACUAAUCACAUUGAUUUCAUCAAGGAUAUAACAAUUUCAAAGAUGCAAUGGAAGUUGAAAGUUCGGGUUGUCCGUAUGUGGGAAAUACCGGAUCGUUUUAAUCCUGGAAAUAUAUUCUCGAUUGAAUUGGUUCUACAAGAUGAAAAGGGCGAUCAUAUAUAUGCUUCUAUUGGCAAGUCAGUUUUGCACCUUUUCAACACAAAAAUUAAUGAGCUUCGAUUAUAUCUUAUGGCGAACUUUAUCGUUUGCCAAAACAAGGAGAGGAGGAACAAGUUAUCUGCUACAUUCUGGGGCGAAUUUGUUGAUCAAGUUAUACCUCACCUUUUAAGUUCUAACAACCAGCCUGUUAUUGUUGUUAUGCAACUCAUAAAAGCCCAUAAAUUUCAAGAUUCAUAUUCUGUGCGCAACACUUGGAAUACAUCAAAGUUGUGGAUUAAUCCUACUUUUCCUCAAUCUGACGAGUUUAAAAGAAGAUUACUUUCUGUUCGGGAUAUUUCCUCUGAGAGGCUGACUCAAACCAUCUCUCAACAAAGUUACUCUGUUUCGGAUGAGUUAGAGAAGGGCAUUGCUGAAGUUAAAAUAAUUGCCCAAUUAGUGGAGUCCAUGCAAGAAGGUCCCUGUUGGAUUGUCGCAAGUAUAGAAAAUUUAGAACUUGGAAAAGGAUGGUCGUAUGUCAGUUGCAAGAAGUGCCAAAAGAAGGUGGAUAAAGUAGGAAAAAUUUAUCAAUGCCCAAACCCCAAAUGCAAAAAUGAAGAUAACUCAGCAGUUAUUAGGUACAAGCUUCAGGUUAGGGUAAUGGAUACUACUGGAUCUGUUUCCCUAUUACUUUGGGACCGUGAAGCAAUGUUUCUCAUAGGCAAAUCCGCAAAAGAAUUGAAGGAAGGAUUUCUUGCGAAUACUGGCGUUGUUGAUAAGUAUCCUUAUCCAGUAGAGCUGAACAAUGUUCUCGAAAGAAAAUUCAUGUUUAAGGUUAUUGUGAAGAGCUCGAACAUUCAAUUGCAACAGGAAGUUUAUAGUGUUGUUAAGCUUACGGAUGAGGAGCAACUGAUAAGGAAAUAUAGUCCUGAUCCACCUUCAUUUGACUUAACUGACCCGGAAUUCAAUAACAAUCAAGACUUUGAUGGAGAGAAGGAAUGUGAGGAUUCUACCGAAGAGAGCGAGUUAACUGAUAUUUCAAAAACACUUGCGAAGAUGAGUUUAACUAACGCCGCAACAGUGGUUGAAGAAGAUCCAAAUACACAGUUGUCAGGAAAUAAAAUCAAGAGAGAGCUGUUCGUCGUCAUCAACCAGCACGUUGGGGAGUAG